Lodderomyces elongisporus is the source of this 417-nucleotide messenger RNA. It is a transcript of the gene MPC3, whose product is annotated as mitochondrial pyruvate carrier. The record is from RefSeq and is a predicted model, not a curated record. Bases 1 to 417 code for a protein of 138 amino acids. The transcript has a single exon. Gene Ontology annotation, cellular component: mitochondrial inner membrane. Gene Ontology annotation, molecular function: pyruvate transmembrane transporter activity. Lineage: Eukaryota; Fungi; Ascomycota; Pichiomycetes; Serinales; Debaryomycetaceae. Gene Ontology annotation, biological process: pyruvate import into mitochondria.
AUGGCGUCGACGGCACAGCAUGCAUCAAAAUUUGCAAGAUUUAUGAACUCCGAGACUGGUCCCAAGACCGUCCACUUCUGGGCUCCUGUCUUUAAGUGGGCAUUGGUUAUUGCUGGUAUUAAUGAUUUGCAACGUCCAGUUGAGAAAUUGAGUGGUACACAGCAAAUUGCGCUCUUUGCAACCGGUGCAAUUUGGACUCGUUGGGCUGGGUUUGUUAUUAAGCCAAGAAACAUGUUACUAGCAUCAGUCAAUUUCUUUUUGGGUGGAGUAGCUGGCUAUCAACUUAUUAGGAUUGUGAACUACAGACGUGAAGUGGGUGACUCACCUAUGCAAGUGUUUAAAUACAUCGUUGAUGGAGAUUCAUCCAAGGCUCAAGCGAAUCCAGCCACAGCUACCACAACUGGUGCUGCUAAAUAA